GAGCUCCGCGGUCAGACCUGAACAUCCACUUGUUGAGUUCACAACAGUUUACCGUCGCUCUAUUUAAAGAGGCAACACCAUGGCUCGCGGGCUGGUCAGACGGGAGUCUGUGGAAACGGAGAUGCAUAAGUCCGAGGACAGCACAAAAACCUUCGUUUACACCAAGAAGAAGGGCUACGAUGUGACCCGGAACCCCCCAUUGAACAAGGACUUGGCCUUCUCCCUGGAGGAGCGUCAGCAGCUGGGGAUCCAUGGCCUGCUGCCUCCGUGCUUCAACAGCCAGGACGUCCAGCUGCUCCGGGUGCUCAAGAACUACGAAAUGAAGAGGGACGACUUGGACAGAUAUGUAUUUCUGAUGGGGCUCCAGGACCGCAACGAGAAACUCUUCUACCGGCUGCUAACGUCAGACAUCGAUAGGUUCAUGCCCGUCAUCUACACCCCCACUGUGGGCCUGGCCUGCCAGCAAUAUGGCCUCAUAUUUAGAAGACCGAGGGGGCUCUUCAUUACUAUUCAUGACAGAGGCCACAUUUCAACAGUACUCCAGAACUGGCCAGAAAAGGACGUCAGGGCGGUGUGUGUGACGGACGGAGAGAGGAUCCUGGGGCUGGGGGACCUGGGCUGCUGUGGUAUGGGGAUCCCAGUGGGAAAGCUGGCCCUGUACACAGCCUGUGGAGGUGUGCCGCCCCAGCAGUGCCUGCCUAUCAUGCUGGAUGUGGGCACAGACAAUGAGGUGCUGCUGAAGGACCCUCUCUACAUUGGCCUGAGACAUAAGAGAGUGCGAGGCCGGGCGUAUGAUGACCUGCUGGAUGAAUUUAUGAAGGCUGUGUCAGACAGGUAUGGAAUGAACUGUUUGAUUCAAUUUGAGGACUUUGCAAAUGUUAAUGCCUUCCGUCUGCUGGGCAAGUACCGCAACAAGUACUGCACGUUCAACGAUGACAUUCAAGGUACUGCUGCUGUGGCAGUAGCUGGACUCCUGUCCGCUCUCCGCAUCACUAAGAGCAAAAUGUGUGACCAUACCAUUGUGUUCCAAGGAGCAGGGGAGGCAGCGAUGGGGAUUGCAGAGCUGAUCACCAUGGCCAUGGAGAAGGAGGGACUCGCUAAGGAAGAGUGUCUGAAAAAGAUCUGGAUGGUGGAUUCCAAGGGUCUCAUUGUCAAGGGCCGGGACAGCCUGACUCAUGAGAAGGAGAGGUUUGCUCAUGAGCACCCACAGAUGAGCAAACUCGAGGAUGUUGUUCAUGAACUGAAACCCACAGCCAUCAUUGGUGUGGCAGCUAUUGCCGGAGCCUUCACUGAGCAGAUCAUCGCAGACAUGGCUUCCUUCAAUGAGCGGCCAAUCAUCUUCGCCCUCAGCAACCCGACCAGCAAAGCUGAAUGCACUGCUGAGCAGUGUUACACCAUCACACAGGGGCGGGGCAUCUUUGCCAGUGGCAGCCCAUUUGACCCCAUCACCCUGUCUGAUGGGAGGACGUUCUACCCUGGUCAGGGAAACAACGCCUACAUCUUCCCCGGUGUGGGCCUGGGGGUCAUCGCCUGCGCCAUCCGACAUAUUACUGAGGAGAUCUUCCUCACUUCAGCAGAGGCUCUGGCUGACCUGGUGACAGAGAAGGACCUGGCAGAGGGACGGUUGUAUCCUCCUCUCAGCUCCAUCAGGGAGGUCUCUCUCAAACUAGCUGUCAAGAUCAUCGAGUAUGCCUAUAAGCACAACAUGGCAACACUUUACCCGGAGCCGUCCGACAAGAAAGCAUACGUGCACUCACUCACCUACAGCACUGAUUAUGAUGAGUUUGCUGUGGCCUCGUACAGCUGGCCGGAGGACAGUAUGACUAUGCAGUCAUGCAAACUGUAAUGCACUGGACAACAGAAUGAGGCCAGGGGGUGUAGGGUAACUACUGAAUGCAACAUAAUCACAAGACAUGAUGUUGGGAUAGGAGCAAGGCUGUGCGUAUAAUUUUCUCAAUGAUAUAUUUCUGUGAAAUUAAUGGUGGCAACACAUAGAGGUAGGCUUUAUGUCUGUGAUGUCUGCCUAUGGUAGUUUGAAAAUACAUUUUAACAAAUAGUUAAUUAAAAAAUUGCUGAAAUUAAGAAAGCUUAUAAAACGUGAAAAGAAAGCCGUUUGCCGAACUUGUGAAAUAUUGCACUUGUGGCUGUUAUCACAUUCGAUUUUAUGAUAAUAUAUCUGGGGAAAGACCUAGUUAGUUAGUUUUACUGUAAAAAGCAGUGACUUCAUGAUUGUCAGCUAUAAUCCGAAAACGUUUUGUCAAAUUAAAAUGGUUUUGAUUAAUGUUU
Trematomus bernacchii (emerald rockcod) is the source of this 2286-nucleotide messenger RNA. It is a transcript of the gene me1, whose product is annotated as malic enzyme 1, NADP(+)-dependent, cytosolic. Bases 80 to 1846 code for a protein of 588 amino acids. Gene Ontology annotation, biological process: malate metabolic process; pyruvate metabolic process. Gene Ontology annotation, cellular component: mitochondrion. The transcript has 14 exons. Gene Ontology annotation, molecular function: malate dehydrogenase (decarboxylating) (NAD+) activity; NAD binding; malate dehydrogenase (decarboxylating) (NADP+) activity. The record is from RefSeq and is a predicted model, not a curated record. NCBI's taxonomy places the organism in Eukaryota, Metazoa, Chordata, Actinopteri, Perciformes, Nototheniidae.